Messenger RNA from Ostrea edulis (European flat oyster), 7115 nucleotides. RefSeq lists its product as uncharacterized. The transcript is spliced from 15 exons. The coding region runs from base 669 to 2090 and encodes 473 amino acids. NCBI's taxonomy places the organism in Eukaryota, Metazoa, Mollusca, Bivalvia, Ostreida, Ostreidae. The record is from RefSeq and is a predicted model, not a curated record.
GUGGGAGUAGAGAAGAAAUUUCAAAAAUUGGAGGGGGGUGUUUUGUUGGGUUUUUUGUUUUGUUUUUGUUUUUGUUUUUGUUUUUUUGGUGCACUUUUGGCCCCAUCCAUAAGGCCCUGGGGGAGCUAAGGUAGUGAAUUUAACAAUUUACAUUUUCCUUAUCCCAUAGAAACCUCAUAUAAAAAAUAUUAUCAUUUAGCCUUGUCGAAGUUUUCAGGAAGAAAUAAAAAAUGUAAAAAAUGUUAACAGAUAGUCCACCCACGGCGACGAACGAAGACCAACACCACUAGUUCACCGGAGUGACUAGAGUGACCUAAAACUGCAGCAAAAACUAAUCAGGUCAAUCAGGACAUUGUACUAUCAGGAUAUUAUACCGUGCUGGGCUUCCGGUUUGAAAACGAAAUCACGAAAUGGAGUAUGUUUGCUAUCAUCCUGCUGAUAACUGGAACCAGAAACAUUAACUUUCCAGGAAGAGGAAGCUUUAACAAAAUGACACCUGAAAGUAACACCUAAUUUAAAAGCAGGAGGAAAAAAUGAUUACGUGAUCUGUUUAUCUAUACAAUAUAUAUUUAUUAUUAUAAUUUAAGUUGCAAGAAGGCAUACAGAGUUUUCUGUAAAAUUCAACAGUAAUGUAGAAGUAUGAGAAAGUUGGAUACUGAGUGAUCACCAUGGUGAUUCUGCACGUUUGCGUAGGAUUACUGUUACUGAUUGGAAUUCAGACUAUAGCACAAUCAUGUCCUGGUCCUGCAGGGUUGUAUAUCAAGAGGGGAGUAAAUACGUACUGCAAGAAAAUAUACAAUUGCAAACCAGGACAUGAAAUAAAACCCUGUGAUAAGACUUGUGAGGAAGAGAAAUGUGUCCCAUGUCCACAGUCAAAAGCACAGCCUUUCCUUAGCCACUCAGAUGAACACAGACAUUGCUUUUUACCUGAGAGACGGUGUAAUAACAGAGAUACCAUUCCAAUAGAAAAUGGGACUUUCUCCCCUAGCUGUGCUGUGCAGAAAUUUUGUGAAUGCAAUACCAGCAAAUGUUUUUAUGGGAAUCCUUGUAUAUGUGAAAGAAAUUUUGAACCAUGUGGAGUGAAUGAAGAGAUGAAUGCAGAAGGAGAGUGUGUGAAAUGCAAGGAAGGAUAUGUGAAGCCAUAUACAGGUUGUGAUCAAUGUGAGAGAAUAGUUCCAACACCACCACAAGUUAACAUCUCAACCACCAUAGUAACCCAUAAACCUAGCCAUUCCACAACAAUCACACAAAAACCAGCAAUAACCAGUGUUAACAGUGAGUCACCAGAAACAACAGCAGUCGCACAGGAACCAGUCGUUACGAAGAACCCUUCCGAAGUGAAAUCUCUGCCACAGUCAGAGAAUGGUGGAACUACUCUUAUCAUAAUAUUUCUAGUGGUUUUUGCAGUUCUUGUCUGUGCAAUUAUAGUUAUAGUGCUGCUUAUACGUAAAUAUGGAAGACGUCGAUUUCUAGCAAAAAUUUGCAGAGAGAGAGGGCCACCUGAUGCAGAAGCCAGAGGAAGAAACCAUGAAAAUGGUGAUGUACGGCUUGUCGAUCAUGAGAUACAUGUUGACCAGGAACAGACUGUGAUUCGUGAAUCACUAAUGCGAAUGACGUCGUAUCCCAGCGACAGUGGUUAUGAACCACAUCAUCCCAGUCUGGACUCACAAUUAUCUCAGACCUCUCAUGUUUCCGUUUCGACACCAGUCCAGGCAACUGACAGUGGAGAUGACCUUCAUCCAUUGCUAAGAACGAUAAGCCAAGACCAUGAAGCCUCUACCUACACAGCAAUACCUAGCAUCUCCCCGGUGACUGGGCCCACUGAGUCACUUUCCCUUGGAACCGUCACACUGGACACACCUAGUACUGUGGGGUCUAUGAAUGUAUCGGACAUCAUCCCAGAAGAAAUCAAUAUAGAUGUGAAAGGAACCAUUCCAACACAUGACCGGUACAUUACAGAUGAGAUACACACUGGACAUGACGAAAACAGAGUGAGACUCGGUCGCACGGCCGCAGAAAAUGAAGAGGACACCGAGGAAAAGCGUAAACCAGCCAUUGACAGUCUUCAGUUCCAAAAACAGUUCUCAUAGUGCUACACAAGACACAUUGUGCUAUCAUCCAUUUCAUCAACGACAAUAAUUCUAAACAUGCAUAUACACUUAUGUUGACGUAUACAUACAUGUAUAUUGGCACAAUCACAGCUUUUUACGUUUUCAACGUAAAUGCAGAAUAAUGAAAUUUUAAUUGGGAAUUGAACUUUGUUGAACUUCCUCAGGCCAUCACGUGCUGUGCACAUGAAUACAUUGCAUGGGACUGUUGUGUGGGCCCCUUCACAUCCUUGUUUUGUUUUGAAAACACUUGUCCCAAAAACAAUAUAAUGCUAUAUUCAAAAGCUAAAAUUUAAAACAAAGAGAGCUUAUUUCAAAUUAAUAGCACUAUAUAAACAGAUAUGUUCCUUUCACAAAGUAAUGGAAAAAGAUGUAUUCAUGAGAGUUUGUAAACAAGCAUUGCACGCUCAGCACUAUAUGGAAAAGUCCUUAGUUGUUUAGAAGGGUUGAAGGCUAAGACAUACUCCAUAACAUGCCCAAGUCUCUGUAUAAGAUCAUUGAAUCAAUAUUAGCUGCACAGAUUUAGUGGGAAAAAAUAAAUAUUGAAUUUUAUUUCAAAACACCAGCAUAAUUAUUUUGGAUACAUACAGUAAUUGAUUUUGUUUUUUGGUCGUCUGAAAAAAAAGUUUUCUCCCAGGAGUACAUUUUGUACUUUGAUUUUGAUAGUGCUGUUAGGAACUGGAUGCACAAUUUGUAGUCAAUUUAUGCAACAAGGUUUGUUAGUAAGAGCAUUCAAAUAUGUACACUGCUGUUUACAGUGUUCAUUCUCAAUGUGUGAAGCUGUUCAUAGAUUUACUGGGACAAUGAUUUUGGACUUUUGGGGAUUUAAAACUAUUUGAUUUUUUAAAUCUGACUCCUGCAUAUGAGAUAAAAAAAUUUUUUACAAGUUCGAACAAUAAAAUAUACAUGUAUUGUAACUUUCAGCCAGUCCGAAUUAAUUUGAUGGCAGACAAAAAUCUUUUUUCAUCAACAGUAUUCAAAAACUCUACAUAUGAGUUAUCGAUUAAUUAAUGUUACAUGGAGAUGACUGUUGAAUUUUCAUGCCAGUUUCAUUAAUUUUAUUGGAUGAUGUACACUUGAGUAAAAUGUGAAGUUUUGCCCUCCAGAGAUAUAGAGAGACUUGAUUGUGUUUUGUAGAUUUUGUGACUCGAGUAUUAGUGGAAACAGUCCCUGUAUCUUGUGUCUGUGAUUGGUUCGUGUGUGGCUUACAUCAUCAGAUUAAUUAGGCUUAUAUCAUCAGAUUAAUUAGUUCUUCUCUUUGCAAUGUCAAUGCCGUCUGCCAUCAUCUCCCUCCAAAGACUAUAUGCACAUUUAUUAUUAAUUAUAUAAAACAUGUAGAUCGUCUAGGCAGCCUUACCCCGAUUGUACACAAAUGGGUACUGCUGAUGUUGUGCACUUUGAAUGUGAGUUAUUGCAUUGCUGUUGAACCAUUCUUUGUAUCCAAGACAAGAGAUGUUGAUUUUUAUGUGAGUGGAUGCACUGUUGCUAAAAUACUUGGUGUUUGUUCUUGAAAAUGCUCAAUUUUUCAAAGGUUGUAGAUAUAAUAUUGAUAAGAUAGAAUUUUUUUUUCUAACCAAACAUGUCUGUGUAGGAUAGUAGAACCAAUACAAGUAUUGGUACUUUGUUUUGUUGGUCUGAGACUAAUACAUAGUACGUGUGUUUGAAGUAUACUAGUAGUGAGUUACUUGUGGUGUGAGUUUGUUGUAUAGCAUACUGGUAAGGAAUAUUAUAGAAUCUCUGUCUACAAUCGUAUAUAAAGUCCCCUUUUUCUUCAUUUUUCAGACAACAAUUUGUACAUGUAUCAUUAUCUUUAUAUCUCAUAAAUAUCAAUGGAAAUGUUUACAUCUCGUGUACAAAUACAGCCUUUCACCUUUUACAGGAAUUUUCUCAUACAAACGAGUUUCUUUUCUCUCACAAAGGCAGUCAUUUUGAUGUUUUCAGUUUUCAUUCUUCACAUUUUUUUUUCUUUGGGUAAAUGAGUACUUAUAGUAUUGAUUUAAAAUAAUGUGCCAUAUGAACUAGUUUAACUUCAAAACAGGACUGGGUUUUCAAAGUCAUGAAAAGCUUGUUAUGAAACUUUGCUAUUUUUUUUUUUAUUAUGAAUUUGUUAUAUUUGAAGUUUGGCAGUAUAACAUAAAGUUAAAAAAAAACUUCAUUUAAUUUUACAUUUGAAUGUAAACAGCUGUGCUUAACUACACAGACAGCAAGCACUGCCAUGUCCACACUAUGAUGAUAAAUUAGGAGUUUGCAAGAGAUGUGUAGGUGUGAAACAAUUUCUUUUAGUACUCUUGACAUUUUUAAAACUACAAUGUAACUAAAAAUUUUGGUACUUUCUUUCUUUUUAUACUUGUGAGGAAUGGUUACAAAAUGGCAUAUUAAAUUUAAUAGGAAGAGGACAAUUGUUUGUCCUAUAAACACUAACCUCAUCAGAGGCAAAAAUACCCAGUCUAGCAUUAUUUUUUUAGGAAAAUAUAUAAAAACAUCAAUUAAGCACAAUGUCUGUCAAUGAAUGUAAACACAAAUAAGGGAAAGGGUCCAGCUGUACAUUUACAGGACAGUGAUGUAGGGUUAAAAAAACUUAAUGUCCCUAGUUGCCAAGUUGUCAUACAUUAAAGGGUGAAACCCCAAAUUGUUGUCAAUGUCUAGUUAAUUCACAUAUAAUUGCCCCCACAGAAAAUAGGGCUUUUGGUGUAUUUCUCUACCAAGAUUCAAUAUCUCAUAUCUUUAAGAUUUUUGCAUACAAAUUGAAACAAAAUAAAUCAGCCUUUUUCAGAUUGAUAAGGUUGGCAACUGUGGCUCAAAUAUUCAGAAUAUAGUGUACUAUACCCUGGCAACCAUUUUCAUUUUGCAGCAAACCGGUGUACAACCAAUCUCCAAAGUGAACCUUUUUAGCUCACCUGAGCUGAAAGCUCAAGUGAGCUUUUCUGAUCACCCGUAUUCCGGUGUCCGUCUGUCUGUCUGUAAACUUUUAACAUUUUUGACUUCUUCUUAAAAACCGCUGGGCCAAUUUCAACCAAAGUUUGCACAAAGCAUCCUUAUGUAAAGGGAAUUCUAAAUUGUUAAAAUAAAGGGCCAGGCCACCUUCCAAGGGGAGAUAAUCAAGAAAAGGUAAAAAUAGAGUAGGGUCAUUAAAAAAAUCUUCUUCUCAAGAACCACUGGGCCAGAAAAGAUGAAAUUUAUAGAUAAGCUUUAUUAGGUAGUGCAGAUUCUAAAUUGUUAAAAUCCUAGCCCCCGGGGGUUGGAUAGGGCCACAAAAGGGGAUCAAAGUUUUACAUACAAAUAUAUAGGAAAAAUCUUCUCAAGAACCACUGAGCCAGAAAAGCUGUGAUUUAUAUGAAAGCUUCCUGAUAUAGUGCAGAUUCAAGUUUGUUAAAAUGAUGGCCCCCGGGGGUUGGAUGGGGCCACAAUAGAGGAUCAAAGUUUUACAUACAAAUAUAUAGGGACAAUCUUUAAAAAUCUUCUUAAGAACCACUGAGCCAGAAAAGCUGAUAUUUACAUGAAAGCUUCCUAACAUAGUGCAGAGUUAAGUUUGUUCAAAUCAUGGCCCCCUGGGGUAGGAUGGGGCCACAAUAGGGGAUCAAAGUUUUACAUACAAAUAUAUAGGGAAAAUAUUCUCGAGAACCACUGAGCCAGAAAAGCUGAUAUUUACAUGAAAGCUUUCUGACAUAGUGCAGAUUCAAGUUUGUUCAAAUCAUGGCCCCUGGGGGUAGGAUGGAGCCACAAGGGGGAAUCAAAGUUUUACAUAUAAACAUAGGAAAAAUCUUGAAAAAUCUUCUUCUCAAGAACCAUUUGGCCAAAGAAGUUCACAUUUGCAUGAAAGCUUUCUGACAUAGUGUAGAUUCAAGUUUGCAAAAAUCACAGCCUCCAGGGGUAUGUUGGGGCCAUAAUGGGGACUACGGUUUUACAUGCAAAUAUAUAUGGAAAGUCUUCUGAUAUGGACCAAGGUGACUCAGGUGAGCGAUGUGGCCCAUGGGCCUUUUGUCUUUAGAUAUGUAAUUGUGAUGGUCAGUGUCUUAUAUUGUGAAAUAUAUUUGAUGUACAUGUAGAUAUGCAAUAUUAUUUUAUGAAAUCGUGACAUUUCACAAAAUGUGGAUGAAUUUUUCCAAUUAUUUGAAAAGUAAAAUUAUUAUAGAUAAUCAUUAAUUGUGUUAUAAAUGGCAAUUACCGAAUCAAAUUGGCAUUAAUAUUUUUAAGAACUUCUCGGAGAAGAUGAAGUAAAUAUAUUACCUUUGCAUUUCAAUGUAUAUUCUGCGAGUGUAAUGUUUAGCAGGUGAAAUCUCGCACAUCUGAAUGUUGACAGGGUAGACCAUACACAUAAUCAAUAUUUUAAAAAUAAGUUCGGUUAUCAUUAAUAUCGGUAUUUGUUGGCCGAAUCAAUUUUUUAAUUCUCUUGAAGUUAUCUCCCAUGAUGUGACUUUUUCACCAAGGGAGUACAUGACAGUUCCUUUUGUUAGAAGUGGUUUGAGACAACAAUGCAAUGUCCUUCUCUGUUGAAUUACUUAGUGUACAUGGUUGAUUGUGUAACAGUAAGUUAUGCUGCUCCUUGUUAAUAUUUGUUGUUAUACAACGGAAACGUGUAAUUUUUAACUAAUGAUAGAGUCCAUGUAUAUAUGUUUUAUGUAGAAUGCAUUCUAACUACAUGUAGCUUUCAUAUGCUUAUAUAUUUUAAAUUUCAGUAUUUCAUGUGCAAUUGUGCUUUUAAAAAUCCAAAUUUGUAUAUGAUAAUUUUCAGUUAUUUGUGCUGGGAAAAAAAUCAUGUCAGUUUUACAUUUGUGUUUCGAUAUUGAAAUAGCUGUGCUUUAUGAAAUACUUUUUUCAGCUCAAAAAAAAAAGAGAGAGAGAGAGAGAGAAAAAAAUUAAAACGACACUCUAAACUACCACGUAGUAAUUAUGUAAAUUCAUGUCACAUUACAAGCUUAAUACUGUCAAACUUUGUAUCAAUUACAGAAUAUAUUUUAAGUAGAUCUUAUAUUAUGUGUCACUGUGAAAUAAAAACUUUUAAUUUUU